AGUAAAGAGAAUAUGCAUGCUGAUUUUAGGGUGUAAAGGGUUAAUACCAUUAUUAAUUAUAAUUGUAUAAUAGUUAUUACUGCCACCAACUAAUGUACCAAACUACUACAUAAGUAACCUAGUUUGUGUCUAUAUUCCUAAUUUAUAUUUGAAAAGGAAUUGGUUGGGGAGAGGGAGGUAGAAGAGAAAGAUUGUCACUGCUCUGAAAUCCAAUUCCCCUACAAUCAUAUGUGGUCUGAAAGUAAUUUUUGUGUCUUGUUCAUUUAAGAAAUGUGUCAUAGAAACAAAUUUUUGUACACCUUUCAUGUAAAGCAAAAUGUAAGCCAACAAAUGUAUCCAGAUGACAGGUAGUUAGUUCAAAGGAAAAGGUAAGUACACAUCUGAAAGUGCCUUUAGUUUUCUAGUAAUCUUUUUUUAUACUCUGCUUGUAAGAUUGAUUUUUUUAAUUGUUAUUAUUACAGUAUGCCUAUUAAGUUGACUUUUUCAGAAUUGUAGGUGCUUGUCAGUUUUGGAAAAACAAGAGCAUAACAAUAGCAAUAUUAUUUAUUAGCAUAUUUUAUGUAGAUGUAAUAAUAAUUAAUUCACAUUCACCUAAAAGCCACCCUAUGCCUUAUGAUGGAUAAGUUAUAGGCCAAGAAUUUGUACAUAAGGCUUAAAGUGAAAUGAAAGAGAAAAUUAAUUGGCUAGUGCCGCUGAAGUGAAGGAGGGUGGGGAAAUUUCCAGAUGUCGUUGAGUCAGUUGACUUGCGAGAAGAGAGAGAUUUUGCAUGUAACGGCAUAUUAAGGGUCAUGAGAAUUUCCCUGAGGUAUUUUACAGCCAAUAGAAUAGCUGCCACAGGAGUGCAGGGUUAUUCAAUUAAAUAAUUAGAUGUGCUGUGACUUUUAUGCAAACCAGAUAACUUUAGUGUUUUAAAAACUCAACCCAGUCUAGUGUGAUACGAAAUUGUAAAGAGAUGGGGUAAACUAGAAUGGACUGGUAAAUUUCAAGUUGCUUGUUGUAUUCAAAUGGUCACUAAAAUGUGUAGGCUACUAUUUACUUAUAGGAAUUUUACAACAGCUUCUGGAAUGCUAUUUUCAAUGAAGUAAAUCAAUGAAAAAUUUAAUGAAACUUUAGUUUAAUAGUUUAUUGCACCAAUCAAUUCAAAUCUUCAACAUUCCUCCCACCUGCAGGCAACCCACAGGCAUUUGACUGUUGUCUGUACCCAGGGGGUGUGGAAUUUGAAGCUUGCCAGGGUGGGGUGGGGAUUUAGCAAUAAGUUUCUUUGUUUUUGUUUCCUUUGUAAAUUUUUUAAUCUUUUUCUUUUUCUUUGGAUAGAAAAAUGGUUGAGCAUUCAAGACUAUAUGAUAGAUUCUGGAGCUUCUAUGUAGUUUCCAAAGUAUGCCACCACCAAAAGCUGUAUUUAGAGCUCUUUUAAGAUCAGUAAAAUAGUGGUGCAAGGCUCAGCUCAGAAUUAAUAAUCUAUUUUGUCUACUUAAUUACUAAAAACAAAAAUAAGACAUCUUGCCCUUUAAUGUAAGUAUCAUAAAGAAAAGACUUUUCAUAGUGAGGCCCAAGGGUAUACCUUACCCCCCUUCCUCCUGAAUAAGACACAAGGUUCAUGCGGGUAGUCCCUCCCUAAUGUUGGGGGGUCUUGUUUGAACGUAUGCAGUGUUAUUCCUGUGUGAUAAGAGUUACUGUUAGAAUUAACAGGUUUGCUCAAGAAAACAUUACCGUACAAUGAUCAGACAAGGACUGAAACUCGAGCCAUUUGAUCCAGAGUUCAAAAGCCUAAAGUAUUGUAUUCUAUGGAAGAUUUACCGGAAAUGCUCUCUUGACCGGAUGUGGUCUUCUUUAAGACAGGAACGAUCCAAACCUGGAGCGCAUGAGUAACAAGACAAAACGCUGACUCAAAUCUGUCUGGUUUGAUGAAAUAGCGAUUGUGGUUGAGCAACUUCCUCUGUAGAAAAGGAGAAAAAAAAAAACAGAAUGGAAAAAGCUGAGUUUUCUUUUGCAUGCCCAUUUCAUCUGUAACCUUUCUGGAGUCGAAGAGAAAGUAACUUUCACAGAAAGUCAUGAACAAGCCUGUGACUCGUGGGCGUAAGAGGAAGAGGAGAGGUAAUGGACGUUCAUCUUUGGAUGAAACAUCUCCUUCACUGUCUCUGACUGAGAAUGAAGUUUCUCCUCUUUCAAGUGGUGCCCAAGGAGAACAACAGGAAGAAACAACUUCUCAGGAGGAAAGUCUUUCACAUGAAAACAAGAGAACCAGAAAUGACAAUGAAAAUGGAGAAAGUACGAGUCUUGCAGAAAACAAUGCUAACAAUGAACCAGUUAGUGAAGAGCCUCAUUCUGAAGAAACUGCAGCAGAUAGGGAACCAAUCACUGUUGAAUCACCCACAGAUUCACUUUCACCAGAUGACGUUACAAUUAUUGGUGAUGUGCGGGUUGCAAGGCCAGAAGUUAUUGACUUAGAUAAACUUCCAACCAUAAGAAGAGGUGGCUCAGUAGUGGUUGAUUUGACAAAUGACUCAACUUACCAUCAUAAUAAUGUGGUAGAUUUAACUAGAGACAGUUCAACAGAUUCUUCUAUUGAUUCCAGUCCUGUUAUUGUGUGUGUAAAUAGAAUAUACCGUGGAGAUCCAGUAAUGCAACUGCCAUCUUGUCGUUUCUCACAUUCUGGUGUGCUGGGCAGAACUUUAUCUGAUACAGAUGACGAUAUACUAGAAGUAGCUGAAAGCAAUGAUGCAAAUGAAGUAAACACAAGUGUGACAGAACCUUCGACGUCAAGUAGUGAAGAUUCAGCAGGAAAAACACCUUCCAAGAAAAUAUGUUGUCCUAUUUGUUUGGAUGAUGAAGAAACAAUUAAAAGGAGGAAAAGAAGGUUAAUGUCAACAACUUGUGGACAUGUUUUUUGUGACAAAUGUAUUAGAAGUGCAGUUCAGAUGCAGAGUAAAUGCCCAACAUGUAGAAAAAAACUCACUCUAAGACAGCUUCACCCAAUAUUUCUAUAAAUUAUUAUUAUUAUUAGGAAUUUACUGGUAUUACCUCACCCUAGAUUUGUUGCUAUGAGAUAAUUAUCUUACACCUUGUCACUUACCAUGUAUCUCAUCUUAAAUGAGAGCAUUUGACAAAUUCCUAGCUCAACAAAUCCUUAGAACAUAAUGCUUCAGUUGAAAAUAACAAUUUUGUUUGUCAUAAUAAGAAAAACUGUUUUAAACCGCCAACAGAUAUCUUGCAACACCCUAAGGUCUCCUUUACAGAUGUAUUAUAUAUACAGUCUGUGAGGUGGGACCAAUAUUAGAAACAAAGAACAUUGAUUUGUUGGAGGCCGUAGCUAAGGUUUCUUUUUUAUUGAAAAAUUGCAAUGAUAAAGGUUCAGGAAGCUCUGGUAAAGAAACUCGUUGAUUGUUUUGUCCAGUAACAUAAUUUGUAAAAAAGAAAAAAAAUAGAGUAAUCGUAGAUAUGAACAAAUAAUGUAAUAUUAACAUGUGCAAGGUGUGAACAGACAUAGAACUCUCCAAAACCUGUAAGGGAAACAUUGUAUUUAAUAAGUUCUCAGGUUCUCUUGCAAUUGGUACUGAAACAACCGGUUUGAUGUUUGGAUUAAAGUGCUUCAGGUUGUGUUUUGUUGA
Stylophora pistillata is the source of this 3608-nucleotide messenger RNA. RefSeq lists its product as uncharacterized. Gene Ontology annotation, molecular function: transcription factor binding; metal ion binding. The record is from RefSeq and is a predicted model, not a curated record. Gene Ontology annotation, biological process: positive regulation of transcription by RNA polymerase II. NCBI's taxonomy places the organism in Eukaryota, Metazoa, Cnidaria, Anthozoa, Scleractinia, Pocilloporidae.